AUGGCAGAUUUCCAGCUUUCACUCGACCUGAUUGGAUUUAAAAUGAAAAUACGUAAUGGCUUGAUAAGAGUGUCUCACGGCGCCCCCCACGACGUGUGGUAUCCUUCGCAGUGGACGAUAUCGUCGCCUCCUCCGCGUCCGACUCUGACGCACUCCGGUCACGUCCGCGUGCACCACACCGGAGUCUACCUCGUCUACGCUCAGAUUUACUACCUGGACAGUCACGACGUGAUAUCUUGGGUAUUGCACCGUACGAAUCCUGAGUCGGAUGGAAGAGACACCCUUCUUCAAUGUGCACAAUCAUCCCACUCUACGGAAGUUCUCGACAAACCAAAUUCCUGUUUCUCUGCAUCAGCUCUGUUCCUCAGAGCUGGCGACAGACUCGCCGUUAGGAACACCGGCGGAGAUAGACACUCUCUCAUGCAGCCAGAGAAAAGCUUCAUAGGUCUCAUUAAAUUGGCUGACGCCGAAGAUCCGGCGCAAGACCUGUAG
This is a messenger RNA of Bombyx mori (domestic silkworm), 492 nucleotides long. RefSeq names its product TNFSF13 (gene egr). Gene Ontology annotation, cellular component: membrane. Lineage: Eukaryota; Metazoa; Arthropoda; Insecta; Lepidoptera; Bombycidae. Gene Ontology annotation, molecular function: receptor ligand activity; tumor necrosis factor receptor binding. Gene Ontology annotation, biological process: immune response. The transcript has 3 exons. The record is from RefSeq and is marked provisional. Bases 1 to 492 code for a protein of 163 amino acids.